Gossypium arboreum is the source of this 1104-nucleotide messenger RNA. Its product is annotated as receptor like protein 26-like. Gene Ontology annotation, molecular function: protein binding. Lineage: Eukaryota; Viridiplantae; Streptophyta; Magnoliopsida; Malvales; Malvaceae. The transcript has 3 exons. The record is from RefSeq and is a predicted model, not a curated record. The coding region runs from base 1 to 1104 and encodes 367 amino acids.
AUGAACUUCUUGUCUAGCGUUGAGCAAAUUCUAAGGAAGCAUCUGUCUAUUUUGGACUUUCGCUUCGAUUCACUUCAAGGACCACUUCCAACUCCACCACAGGCAAUGCAUUUUUUCUUAAUCUCAAACAAUGAGUUGGUUGGAGAGAUCCCUUCCAAGAUUUGCAAUUUGAGUUUUCUUUCUGUACUUGACUUGUCUACUAACAAUUUGGGUGGAACUAUUCCAGAUUGUCUUAAGAAUUUUAGCAUCCAGCGUUCAAUGGUUAUUUUGGGAACAGUUAAUCUGAAUGUUAACCAACUUGAAGGAUCAAUUCCGCAGUCACUAAAGAAUUGCCACAGUAAGCUUCCACAUCUGCAAGUUCUUGUCCUUCGAUCUAAUAGAUUCCAUGGUGACAUACAAAAUUUUAAUGGAACAUUUUCCUUCAGUAGCCUUCGAAUGAUUGAUCUCUCUCAAAAUGAGUUCACUGGUCAUAUCCCACCCGAGCUAUUUGAAAAUUUAAAAUCAAUGAAAGAUAUGCAGGUAGACGAAAGUGGUCCAGAGUACAUUAGACUAGAUUAUUAUCAAGACUCUGUAAUUAUAACAAUGAAAGGGUCGGAUUUCGAACUUGAGAGAAUUUUAACUUUUUUCAUAGUUGUUGAUUUUUCAAGCAACCAUUUCAAGGGGUCGAUUCCUAAAGAAGUUGGAGAACUUAACUCACUCAUUGUGCUCAACUUCUCGCACAAUAGAUUAGCAAGUAAUAUCCCACCAUCACUUGGAAAAAUGACAGCACUUGAAUCAUUGGAUCUCUCGUCAAACAAGCUUCAAGGAAGAAUCCUAGUGCAGUUAACUGACUUGAAAAAUCUUGGAGAAUUGAAUCUUUCUCAUAACAAUCUUGAGGGGCAGAUACUGUUAGAUAAUCAUUUCGAUACUUUCUCAAACGAUUCCUUCGAUGGCAACUUCGGAUUAUGUGGAUUUCCAUUCAAUGGGUUAUGGAAGUGGACUAGUGCUUGGAUUGAGUAUGGGAUACAUAGUUUUCACAACUGGGAGACCCCGUUGGCUAGUGAAGAUGAUCAAGCGAAACCCACAAAAGAGAAGAAGGAUCCAAAUGGAAGGAGAAAGAAUUAG